UCACGCGCACCUACAGUGUGAGAGGCGCACCCCGCUGCGUGUGUCAGCUGGCGAAGGUAAACAACAAACAGACGACUCAGAGAUGGCGGCUGUCAUUGCCAAGCCCAUCUUGUUCCUCGAGGAAAAUCAAUAUUCCAACUUUGAGUGGAUUGGUGAGAGUGAAGAUGGGUCACUACUGUGUCGCUGGGAGGAGGAGGUGCUGGUGCGGGGUCCUGUAGAUGGCUCAGCUGGAGAUGGAGGGCCUGAGGGGGCAACAAGCUCCCUUGCCUUUGCUACACAGAUUGCCAUAUCUACUCCAGACCUCCACUCUGCCCAGGUCUUAUACACAUUUGAUAAGGUUGUACCUGUGGUCCAAGCCACAGUCAAUGCUUCCAGGACUCUGCUAGGUUUUGUGACUCGUCGCAGUGUGAACGAGGGUAAUAAAUAUGCAGCUUACGUGGCAGAAAUUUCACCCCAGGGAGGCGUUUUUUCACUGAACAUUGAUUGUUCCAGACAGAUACUCCUUGAAUUCCUCCACACAGAAGAAAGUGGAAAGCCACAAGACAGCUGGAUUGCCAAACUUCUUGUCUUUGUGCACAGAGAAUCCAUCGCCAUCUAUUCAUUUCCUCUGAGCCUGAAAGACGGACCAUCGUGGGUUGUUGAUGACCAGCCCCUCACAGAGUCAGUUGUGCGGUCAUUUGUGUGGGCUCAGUGGGAACCUCGACACAACCACCUCUAUUACCUACACUACCGCCCUCCCCCUGAAGCUGGUCUAACCCUUGGGUCAAGUGAAUCAGAGGAAGAUGCUCUGAGACCACGAGCAAUGUUGUCAGCUUUACAGUUUCAUCCUAACAAACCUCAUGAAACUGUGCUAAAUGUUCCACUGGAGCUGUCUGGGCUUGAACACUCCCCGCUGGACCUCAGUGGUGACUACCGGGACCAAGGGUUACUCCACACAGCAGGAGAUGCCUGGCUCGACCUACGUGUUGUGACCUCCUCCUCGGGUGCUGUCUGCAUCUGUCACCAUUACAUAUAUAAGUCAAGGCUGGCAGAGACCCCAGCUGACCCUGAGAGCUGUGCCGUGUAUCUGGCGUACUCAGUAACACUUCUCCAUCAUGGGUGUGUUCUUCAUUCUGUUGUCCCAGGUGUUCCUUGGGGACAUGCACACUCAGCCCUUCCCACUUACUCUCUCUUUGGUGAGCACUACCUGUUGGUCAUUGUGCCAGGAGUAUGUAUGCACAUGUUGGACAUUGGACUGAGCCACAUGCCCAACAACCAUAUUGUCACCACUCCUCCACCACAGCUGCUGCCUAAUGCUCAGCUCUUCCAGAUAUGUGGAGGCAAAGUCAUCUCAGGUCGCUGCAUAACAUUCGUGGACGGAAUAAACCAGAUGACGGUAGAAGUUCGUGUGACCAAGGAAUCUUUGUUCUCACUGUUCAAGAGUUCCUCCACCCUGAGCACACGCCUGGCCAUCCUACACCUGGCAGCCAUCCAUGAUAAAGACCAUGAUCUGUCACGAAAGCUGAUGUGGAGUGUGUGUGAAGACCCAUACAACCUGGACACUCCAGCACUGCUUCAGGAGUACCUGGUGGGGGAAACAUAUGCUGCUGUCCACAAGCAUAUUGACUCUGAUGCUGGACACCUCCUCUCCCUCCUGCCUAUCACCACUGCUCCCUUCACUACUGAUACUGAAUACAUUGAAUCCCCCGCUGAAGAAAAUGUACGCAUCUCCUACUGUCUGCUGGAAAAUGCGUGCAUAAUGUUGUUGUCCCCGCGGGAGCGUGUGGUGCGCUCCUUGUCAGACACGUGGACAAAGUUGUGGGAACACACCAGCAAGAGGCACCACCAGCGCUUCAGCCUCACAGAUGUAGUAGACAAGCUUAUGGUCUCACUUGAUACAUACAAGCCUGAAGCAUUGUCACAAGGCAGCACCCCAGUGUCUCCUGCCAGUCCACUGGUUGGGGGUUUGACCAUCACAUCCUUAGGGCUCACACUUGCACACCUCAUGUUUGACCCACUCCCCUUUAAUGAGGCUGAGAACACCACAUCAUCUAAGUUGGAACAUCUUCUCUCUGUUAACCUGCGGGAGUUAAGUAUGUACUGCCUAAAACACUUUCCCCAUGAGUCUCCGAUGAGGGUACACGCAGUUGCCAGCAAGUAUGUGUGCACACAGCUGCAGGUGUCUCGUCGCUUGUGCUCCAUCUUGUGUUCCUCUCAGACUCUUGUUCCAUCAGAGAAGAGUGAAAAGGGAUUUACGUUCGUAGAGCAGUUGGACGAUGCUGUUGCUACUCGUCUUUUUACAUUAUUGGAGCGAUACCAUUCAGCAACAGAAGCUGUGGCAUACCCACUUCCUCAAGGAUAUAAUUCUUUCUUUGCUUACUUGGCACAUCGCUGUCUGCCGCACAUUAUAUUUAUGCAAUAUGUACGGCGUGGGGUUCUGCAACUGAAUGUGGAUGUUUUAAGAGAAAUUAUAUAUGACCUGGAUGACACUCCUAAGAACGUGGAGAGAAAGUUAGAGAUAAUAUCGUCGGUGCCUGUCGUCAGGAGCCUCCGAGCUCUGCAGUUCUGGCAACACCCGAUGUCCCUGAUCCUGCGGUCAAGGCUACACGCCGGCUCCAUCCUGGCCGGGGAGGGACCAGGUCAACCUCGGACACCAACACAGUCUGCCAGGAUUAACGCUCAACACCUUCAGAAUAAAGGAUUAACUGCUUUUCCAACAACUGACCGACUCUCUCCCUUUGACACAUUUUUGGAUUUGUUGACUGCCAAGGCUAACUUGACAGACCUUGACCUGGGGCUGCUGUAUGAAGGCACUGUGGCUUCCUGUGAGUACAUCAAGCCAGAGAUUGAGGUUGAUGUAGCUAUAACAAGGAAUUGAGAUGUUCAUGUGUUCAUUGCAGUAUAACACCUUCCUUCAUGUCAUUCAUUGAACCAUGAAUUGAUUAUUUUCCAUUACAUUACAGUAAAUAUUAUUUGAAUUAUCUGUACUGAAUAUAUGAAGUAUUGCCUAUAAGAAGGAUGACCGGGCGAAACAAUAGUUUCAAGAAAAACUUGAUGAAAUGGUUUUUUUCUAUUCUUGUCCAUAAUUCACGCAAAUUUUUAUAAAAUGUAAGGUUUUGGGCCUCAUUUUGUAGUGUUUAAGUAAUACUUCAUGACUAUGCAUGAGAAAAAUGUAUAACAUUCCAAAAUAAUGCCUGACUGCUAAUGGUAAUAACUACCUGUCCUAUUAAGAAUUAAUAAAAUAUUUUGAGAUAAUUAUAUACUGUAUAGGGUGUAGCAUUUACUGUAUAUCUGACACAUUAUUAGUGAUAUAAAAAGUAAAUGAACAACGUAAAUGCUAUGUAAAGUACAGGGAUCCAAGAUUAUGCUGUGACAUAAUACAAUUUAUUUCUUAAAAAUUACAUCCAACAAAGGGGCCCCAACCUUAAGAAGCCCCAUUCUAACCUAACUUAACCUUUAUGGCUUGGCCCCAUUUUGACUGGGCUCAGAUUUAUACUUAUACAAUUAGAAUAGGGUAGGUUGAGGUCUCUCAGAAUUAGGACCCAGCUGGCCACUCUCCAUUGCUUUGCUGAAAGAAAUCGAUACAGAGUGGCCACAGGUAAAUCAUUUCACCAUUUCUUAACUUAUUUUUCAUUCUGUGUAUAGGUACUGAAAAGUGUAAUACAUUAAGUGGCAACCCUUUCAUAGUAUUAAAUGUAGUGUCAUUUGUUGUAUCCCUUUGAGUGCUCUCAUAAAAACUGUAUGUUUGUUUUUCUUUUACUCACCUUUAAACAGGUUUGUGUUCUUGUACAAUGCUCAGUGUCAAAUUGUAAUGUUUCUUAUAUGUAGGUCAUUAUAAACACUUAAAUGUUUCACCACAUGUUUUGUUGAUUACUGUAUAUAGGUUACAUAAAUUACUUUGUUUGAUGUUUAUCUGGAUUUCUUUAGCUUUCGUUUCUCUUGUGUUACGGAAGAAAUCCGCUUAAAGUCAACGAAUAUACCUGUAUCAGUGUUUUUUAUUAUGUUGCUGAUUCAUUUGGGACACGUAUUUUCCAGUUUCUUGUAAGCCAUAUUAUUCCCAGUGUUGUCAGUCCCUUUGUACAUUAUUAUUGCAGUGGUUACUUGAUGUCACAUAUUGUAUGUUAACUUCAUCAUUACUCCCAGAUAUAGUAACUCCAUUGAAGAUUAUUAUUGUAAUUAUUUUUACCUGUGCCAAUACAGUAGCUGCUAUACAUAUAUAUCCCGGCUUGGUCAUGUGAUAAGGAAGGAGUUAAACCUUUCAUGUGUGAGCAUAUACUACUACACAAUUGUAGUCUUUGUGCGUUAUUUUGCUUAUUAAGUGCAGGUAAUGUGCAGCACAAUUAUUUCUUGCAGUCAGAUUUUCCCUUUGGAUGCUCUUCUGAAUAUAAACGUCUUGCUGUUUUGGAAACCAUGCUAAGCUGCAAUAUGUUAUUAUAGAAAGAAAAAUACUCAGUAUAAAAAUAAAAACUAGAUGAGGAACAUGUUAAAUUGAGAUUUAAAGUGUGUUUGAUGACCAACAGAGUCUAUGAGCAGUGAUGCAGUAUGUAGAGAAACUUACAACACCCAGGAAGAGACUUAGACAUAAGAAUGAGACUAUCAGUGUAAUCAUUAUGCAGUACAGUGGUGUGUAGCAAAGGAAUUUCACAUGUAUUUAUAAAUAAUGAGUAUUUAAUAGGGAGGAUUUACAUUAAUUGAGUACUAGUAUACAGAACUUAGCUGCUUAUAGAAAGAAUCAGAGUCAGUAUAAAUGGGUGUUUUACCUGAAAAAAGAUAAUAAAGUAUAUACUGUACUGUAGUACUUUACCAUGUUACCAUUAGAGAAAGAAUUAUAGUUUGUGUUUGUUUCCAAUAGUCUACAGUUCAUUUAUGUUACAUUUGUUAUAAGUUUUAACAAAUAUAUUUUUCUACUUUUGUAUUUGUUUAUGGUAUUUAAUUUUUUUAUGGUAUAUACUGUAUAUUGUGUUCAGAUUUUUUUAAUUGAAAGAGAAUUUAUCAAUGUGCCAAAUGUAGCAUUUAUUUUAGUAUAUUGCAGGAUUUGUUUUUCUGGUCACUUGGGAAAAUACUAACCUAAAUUAAGCUUUAAAACAAUAUUAUACUAAAAUUGAACUCCUGAGAUGAUUCCUUAAUGUUUUAUUUUAUUUGAUGUUCCCAGUUUACUGUAUAAUAAUUUUUGGAAAUCUUGUAUAUCAGAGCUUGUCAAUAAAAUGAUGUUUCAUAAA
This is a messenger RNA of Homarus americanus (American lobster), 5198 nucleotides long. It is a transcript of the gene pigeon, whose product is annotated as protein pigeon-like. Bases 83 to 2857 code for a protein of 924 amino acids. Gene Ontology annotation, cellular component: trans-Golgi network. Lineage: Eukaryota; Metazoa; Arthropoda; Malacostraca; Decapoda; Nephropidae. The transcript is spliced from 20 exons. The record is from RefSeq and is a predicted model, not a curated record. Gene Ontology annotation, biological process: positive regulation of amyloid-beta formation.